Messenger RNA from Pogoniulus pusillus (Red-fronted tinkerbird), 8651 nucleotides. It is a transcript of the gene CUL9, whose product is annotated as cullin 9. Gene Ontology annotation, biological process: ubiquitin-dependent protein catabolic process. Gene Ontology annotation, molecular function: zinc ion binding; ubiquitin protein ligase binding. NCBI's taxonomy places the organism in Eukaryota, Metazoa, Chordata, Aves, Piciformes, Lybiidae. The record is from RefSeq and is a predicted model, not a curated record. The transcript is spliced from 42 exons. Bases 456 to 7907 code for a protein of 2483 amino acids.
CUCCAGCUCCUGCAGACGCUGCAGCUCCCGGCCGCAAUCUCUCCGUAGCAGCGGCCAGGCGCAUCGCAGGCACUCGGCUUUCCCCUCACCCUGUCCCUCCCAGGCACUGCCCAGCGCCCCGGCAGCACGCAGCGGCAGGCGAGGCUGGCACACGGCUGCCCGGUGCCCCUCCAGCCGGGCUCCCUCCCCGCUCCCGGACCCGGCGCGGCCCGUGGGCUCUCCACGGGGGACGCCCGGUGCCGCCGCGCCGCAGCGGAGCGCUCAGGCCCGCGGCAGGCCGUGAGGCACCGAACGGCUUCUCCCGCCCCUUCCCCUCCCGCCUGCCCCGCAGCGGGCGUGGUGCCCGCGGCUGAGGCCCGGCGGCGCGGAGCGGCAGCGACAGACUGCAAGAAAAUUCCCAGCUGCCUUGCUGCAAACUCCCAAGGAAGGCACAACUGAAGGCAGGCUCCUCUGUCAUGGUGAACGAGAGGCACAAUGGCAACCUGCUUGUGCAGCUGGGCCCCAGCCUGCAGGCCUGCCCGCAGGAGCUGCUGCGGCAGCGGCGGGGCCGCGACGGCCAGCCCGAGUACCUGAUCCAGUGGAGCGUAGUCAGCUUGGAAGAGAGAGCAGCAGAAGGAAGCAGCACCUCCUCCACAGAGAGCAAGCCAGAGAAGAUCUCGCUGUGGAUGUCUGCAGAAGAGGUCUGUGCCAGCUGCCCGGCGUUGCUGGGCAAGAGGAAGCUGGCAGGGCAGUGGGUGGAGGAGGCGGCGGCCUGCCCGCUGGCUGCAGAUGUGCCGGGGGACCAGGAGUGGCUGCUGGAGAUGAAGGCUGAUGUCAGGAGCCUGGUGCGGCGAGCUGGCCGGCAGAUGGCCGAGACCGGCGCCCCCGAGGCCUCCAUCCUCAACACCGUCCACGUGCUGAGCGCCUACGCCAGCAUCGGCUCGCUGGCAGAGGCCUUCAGGGAGGCAGGGGCCCUUGACCUGCUGAUGAAGAUGCUGUGCCACCAGGAGAAGGAGAUCCGCCACAGUGCCGGCAAGAUGCUGAGGGCCCUGGCUUCACACGAUGCAGGGAGCUGGGCCUAUGUCCUGCUCUCCCUGAGCCAGCAGGAGGGCAUUGAGCAGCACAUGGACUUUGAGAGUCGCUACACCUUGCUGGAGCUGUUUGCGGAGACAACAUCCUCUGAGGAGCACUGCAUGUCCUUUGAGGGGAUUCACCUUCCCCAGAUCCCUGGGAAGCUGCUGUUCGUCCUGGUGAAGCGCUACCUGUGUGUGACGUCUCUCUUGGACGAGCUCGGCAGCGGCACGGAGCAGGGUGGGGAGCAGCAGCAGCAGGGUGGCGCCGUGGCCAGCCCGGUCCCGGAGGAGAGGAGCCGUCUGAAGCAGGAGUUCGAGCUCAACAUGGCCAUGGCCAGCCUCAUCCUGGAGCUGGCGCAUGCGGUGGGCUGGGAGCAGGGGCAGCGGCCAGAGCCGCCGCCGCGGCCUGUCGCCGCACACUGCAUUUUCCAGCGCAGGGCCGCCACCGCCCCACCACGGACGCCCAGCGCCUGCAGGCCGCGCUCGGCCCCCUCGAGCCGCAGCGGCUGUGCCGAGCACGUGCGGGCGCACACGGGCCACGAGGGCCCCUUCUGUCGGAGCCGCGAGGGCACGGCGCACGCGCAGGUGUACGGGCGCGGCCUGGGCUCCGCCUGCCGUGUUCACUGGCCCACGCUGGAGAUGGUCUGCGCCGAGCGGCGGGAGGAGACGUCUGCUGUGCCGUGCGACCGCGGACCGGCAGCAGCUGCGCGGCCGUUGUCGUGCGAGGCCUCCGGGGGGCUGCAGUCCCUGCCUGCCGUGCGGGAGCAGCGCAGCAGGGCUGCAGAGGCGCUGAGCCGUGCGGAGUGGUGGGAGCUGCUCUUCUUUGUGAAGAAGCUGGAAGCAGAGGAGCAGAAGGAGCUCAUCAGCCUCAUCCAGCAGGAGCAGGGAGAGCAGCUGUUGGAGGUAGAUGAAGAAGGUCUGCUCCAGCUGUCAGUCCCUGCAGAGCUGGCCCAGAAGGUGCUGCAGGAGGUGGAGAAGCGGUGCCAGGGCAGCACUCGGUGUGACCUGCGUGGCUCCCACAUCUACACCAAAUACUUGCUCGGUAGGGGAGCUGAGCAGGACGGUGCAGGGAGCACCGCAAUGUCCUCUGAAGGUGCCGUCUCUGGGAGCUUUGUCCCUGAAGCCACAGUGGCCAAGGCAGCAGAGAACCUCUCUGCAGCAAAGGAGACCCUUUCUGCAGCCGCGGGGCCACCCCGAGCCCCUGCUGCAGCGGCCAAGUCGGAUGCGCAGCUGUUCAGCGAGCUCCUGGAGAGGGAAGGGCUGCUCUUGCCAGAGGUGACCGAGGAGCGAAGCAGAGUGCUGGGCAGCUGCAAGGGCGUGAGCGAGAGGAGCUCGCUGGCCCAGGUGGUAGCCCUGGUGGACAUGGUGCAGAGCAGGAGCUCGGAGGUAGGGCUGUGCUUAGAUGGGCUGAAGGACAUGCUGAAGUUGCUGGAGGAGGAGCCUGAGCAGCAAGCGGGCGAAGUGCAGGAUGUGCUGGUGACCAGGAGCGUUGGGGAGAAGGUGGUGAAGGUGGCAGUGGAGCUGCUGAGCAGCGAGGAGGCAGAGAAGGCGCUGGUGGUGGUGACGCUGCGGCUGCUGGCCAUGCUGCUGGCCAAGCACGACUGGCGGGUGGCGUUCGGCACGGAGGGCGGCGUGCGAGCCGUGCUGGCCUGCAUGCGGCGGCACAGCUGCUCUGCCCUGGUGCAGCAGGCAGGCCUGGCGGCCCUGAAGGUGCUGGUUGGCGCCGAGGGCGGCAGCCCGGGAGGCGCUGGUGGGAAGCCCUCGUCCCUGAGCCACGGCGACGCGCAGAUGAUGCGGGAGAUCUUUGCCAGCAUCGGCUCUGCCUGCGGCGAGAGCUCGGCGAGCCUGCUGAGCGCCAUCCCUGCUGCCAUGAGCACCAUGCAGAGGGUGCCAGGGGGCUCGUCUGGCGUCCAGAACGGGCUGCUGGUGGUGCAGAUGCUGCUGGAGGAGCACCGGGGCCUGGCGGAGCAGCUGUGGGGCUGCGACCUGCCCGGGGUGCUGCAGAGCUGCUGGCGGGACGGGCAGGGCAGCGACUGCCCCGACGCGGCGCUGGCCCUCGGCGUGAUGAACCGCCUGGCGGAGCGGCAGCUGCCCCCGGGCACGGCAGGCAGAGAGGCCCCUCUGGAGCUGGGGGAGCUGCAGCUGCUGCUGGGUGGCCUGGGGGACGGUGUCUGGUCGAAGGACGUGGUGGUGGCCCUGGAGCGGCAGCUGUGCGGUGCCGGCAGCGUCCCCUCCGGGCAGGUGUGGCAGCUGCUGCGGGAGCACAGAAGCUUCAGGCUGCUGCUGCGCAGCCUGGAGCUGCUGGGAGCAGAGAAGGCUGUGAGCCUGGGCGUCCUCAGGAUCCUGAACAAGCUGCUGGCCAGUUACCAGGAGGAUGUGCUGCCGUGGCACGAGUGCGUGGAGCCCUGUUUGUCCUCCCUGAGUGCCCACAGCAGUGACCAGGAGGUCCUGCAGGAGGUGGUUGGCUUCCUGCACGGCCUGGCCAGCGCAGCAGGGACUGCGCGGGUGGUGAUGUGCAGUGCGGGCACCCACCUGGCCCUGAGCAAAGCCCUGGCCAAGCACAGCACGGUGCCGCCGCUGGCGCCGGCCCUGCUGGCCCUGCUGACCGACUGCGAGAAGCUCGCCAGGCUCUGCAGGAGGCUGAGCAGCAGCAUCCUGGCCGGCUGCAUGCAGCUGGUCCUGGGGCAGAUCGAGGAGCACCGCCGGAGCCAGCAGCCCAUCAGCAUCCCCUUCUUCGACGUGUUCCUGCGCAGCCUGUGCCGAGGCUCCAGCGUGGAGGUGAAGGAGGAGAAGUGCUGGGAGAAGGUGGAGGUCUCCUCCAACCCUCACCGUGCCAGCAAGCUCACGGACAGGAACCCCAAGACGUACUGGGAGUCCAACGGCAGCACAGGCUCCCACUUCAUCACUGUCCACAUGCAGCGUGGGGUGGUGGUCAGGGAGAUGAGCAUGCUGGUGGCCAGCGAGGACUCCAGCUACAUGCCGGCGCGUGUGGUGGUGCUGGGAGGAGACAGCCCUGCCAGCGUCCGGACGGAGCUCAACUCGGUGACAGUUCUGCCCUCGGACAGCAGAGUGAUCCUGCUGGAGAACGUGUCCCAGUUCUGGCCUGUCAUCCAGAUCCGAGUGAAGCGGUGCCAGCAGGGCGGCAUCGACACUCGUGUGCGUGGCAUCGAGGUGCUGGGUCCCAAGCCCACUCUCUGGCCCAUCUUCAGGGAGCAGCUGUGCCGGCGGACGUUCCUCUCCUGCACUGCUCUGGCUCAUGCCUGGUGCCAGGAGAUCAGCCGAGACCGGGGGCAGCUGCUGCAGCUCUUUGGCAAGCUGAACCGAGUGCUGCAGCACGAGCAGAGCUUCGCUGAGCGCUUCCUUCCUGAGGAUGAGGUGGCCCAGGCCUUGGGCAGGACGUGCUGGGAGGCCCUGGUGAAGCCCUUGGUGCAGAGCAUCACCAGCCCAGACCCCAGCGGCAGCAGCCCCCUGGCCUGGCUGCUGACUGAGUACCUGGAGAGCGUGGAGUGGCCUGGCCCUGCCAGCAGCCGCGGUGCCGCCUUCGGGUGCCGCGUGCGGCGCCUGACCCAGCUCCUGGUGCACGUGGACCCGGACGGCCCGGACCCGGGGGAGGCCAGAGCAGCUGGUGGGAAGGAGGGCAAGGACAAGGAGGUGCCUGCCAGCACUGCCAGGGCAGCGGUGGAGAAGUCAGGCAGCCUGUGGGGCAUCUCACAGUGUUGGCAUGGGGUGGUGCAGCAGCAGGUGCAGCGGUUCCUGGAGCUGGCAGGGCAGGCGCCAGACCUGGUGGAGCGCUACUGCCAGCUGUACCAGCGCCUGCGCCGAGCCACGGAGGAGCUCUUCGGGCAGCAGGCCUCCUUCCUGCUGGCCCUGGGCCAGGGCUUCGCGGGGGCUUUGGUGCAGCUGCCCUUCCUCGCUGCCCUGCACGUCAGCGAGCAGUUUGCCCGCUACCUGGAUGGGCUCGUCCAGGAGCUCUGCGGGGCUGCAGGCAGCCUGGGGCCACCACAGCGACUGCAGCAGAUCCUGGAGCCCUUCGUCGCCAUCGGCGGCCUGGAGCUCGCCCACACCUUCGAGCACUUCUACCGGCACUACCUGGGGGACAGGCUGCUGGCGCAAGGAGCAUCCUGGCUGGAAGGAGCCAUCGUGGAGCAGCUUGGGCUGUGCUUCCCCAGCCGCUUCCCCCAGCAGAUGCUGAGCAACUUGGCCCAGUCGGAGGAGCUCCAGCAGCAGUUUCGCCUCUUCCGGCUGCAGGAGCAGGACAAGCAGCUGCUGGAGCUGGCCCCGAGCCUGGAUGGGGCAGCGGGGACAGGCUCGGUGGCAGACGUGCCAGAGGUGAAGGUGCUGACCUUGUCCCCGCGCUGCUGGCCUGUGUCCCCGCUCUGCCACAUGGACGAGCCUGGCAGGUUCUUCUCGGCAGCGCUGAGCUCCCCCCUGGACGAGUUUGCCACCUUCUGCAGGCACAGCCAGGCCUGGCUGGGCUGGGAGUGCACCAAGCCCCGGCGGCUGCAGUGGACGUGGCUGGGCCACGCUGAAGUGCAGUUUGGAGACUGCAUCCUCCAUGUGUCCACGCUGCAGAUGUACAUCCUGCUGUGCUUCAACAGUGCCCAGGAGGUGGCUGUGGAGACCCUGCUGCAGGCCACAGGGCUCCCUGCUGACCUGGUGCACCAUGCCCUGGCACCACUGACCCACAGUGAUGGCAUCCUGGUGGGGAGCUGCACGCCAGGAGCUCCAGGUGUGCUGCGGCUGAAGCCGGAGGCUCUGGCCCAUGCCUCUGGCCCCCACCUGAGGCUGCUGCCCCAGCAGAGGUACCUACAGUCAGAGAGGGCAGAUACCAGUGUCCUGGAAAGGAAGAGGAACGUCCUCUGCUGCCUCAUCACCCGCAUCCUCAAGGUGGAGAAGCAGCUCCACAUUGACAACCUGGUGUUCAGGGUGACCGAUGCCUGUCGGAAGGGGGAGCUGGGGCCAGGGCUGCAGUUCCUGAGCUUCUGCUGCCACAGUGUGGAUGUGCUGUCCUGUAUCCUGCACCUGCUGCACCAGGGUUACAUCCGGCGCCAGGAGGAGAAGCCUCACGUCCUGGAGUACAUCUCUGCUGAGCCUACGACGCCCUUUGGGGGGCAGGCGCAGGUGGUUUUCCAGGGUGGACCACCAGCGGCAUCGCCAAAAGAGGACAGCAUGGAGUCCCCGUGCUGGCUGAACCCUGGCAUCAGUGGACUGGAAGAGUUUCUCGUAGCAACACUGCAGGUGCCAAUGGGGCAGACACUUAGUCCAGAGGAGGCCAAGCUGCUCAUGAACCAGACAGUACAGCAGGUCCAGGAUACUCUGAGCAUUUCGGGUGAUGUUGCUUGGCACCUCCUCAUGCACUGCAGGUGGAAUGUGGAUUUCCUGAUCCAGUGCUAUGUUGAGAACUCUGAGGCCCUGCUCAUCUCCUCGGGGCUGCAAGUGAGGGAUUCCCAACCUCCACCAAGCCCAGGAACCCACUGCCCAGUCUGUGUGAACCAGCUGUGUCCCACUGAGAAGCCACCAACUCUCUGCUGCAUGCACUACUGCUGCAAGCCCUGUUGGAAUGAGUAUCUCACCACUCGCAUUGAACAGAACAUGAUUGUCAACUGCACCUGUCCCAUCUCUGAGUGCUGUGCACAGCCGACUACAGCCUUCAUUUGUUCCAUUGUUUCUUCUGAGGAGAUUAUAGCCAAGUAUGAAAAAGCUCUCCUCAGAGGUUACGUUGAGUGUUGCUCCAACCUGACAUGGUGCACCAACCCUCAGGGCUGUGAUCAGAUCCUUCUUAAGGAUGGACUUGGCUAUGGAGCAGCCUGUUCCAAGUGCUCCUGGAUAUCCUGCAUCAACUGCAAUUUCCCAGAGGCCCAUUAUCCUGCCAGCUGUAGCCACAUGUCUCAGUGGGUGGAUGAUGAUGGGUACUAUGAAGGCAUGACAAGUGAAGCCCAAAGCAAACACCUGGCUAAGCUCAUUUCAAAGCACUGUCCAAGCUGCCAGGCUCAGAUAGAGAAAAAUGAAGGGUGCCUGCACAUGACGUGUGCAAAGUGUAGUCAUGGCUUCUGCUGGCGUUGCCUGAAGCCCUGGAGGCCAACUCACAAGGAUUACUACAACUGCUCUGCUAUGGUGAGUAAAGCAGCUUGGCAGAAGAAACGUUUUCAGGAUUACAAUGAGAGAUGCACAUUUCAUCAUCAUGCAAGGGAGUUUGCUGUGAACCUGAGGAGAGAGUUUCUUCCAUCUGUGAGAUGCCCCAAAAUUAGUUCUUUGACCUUUGUUCUUGAUGCCUGUAAAGUACUGGAACAGGCACGGAAGGUUCUGGCCUACUCCUGUGUGUACAGCUACUAUAACCAGGACAUUGAGAGCAUAGAUAUUGUGGAACAGCAGACUGAGAUCCUAGAGCUGCACACUAACGCUCUACAAAUCCUUCUGGAGGAAACCCUGCUGCAGUACCAGGACUUGACCUCUUCUCUUCGCCUCCUGAAAGCAGAGCACUUCAGUGCUGGUUUGGAGGUGGUACGCCAGAUCAAGGAGCGGCUCUUUGCCAUUCUUUGGCACUCCACACAGGAUUUCCACGUUGGACUCCAGACUUUGGCAGAUUCCAGCCAGAGAAAGGUGGAACUCUCAAAUGUGCCUACUUCAGCCCCUGCCUGUACAGGGCCAGAAGGUAGCAUCCUGUGUGACUCCCCCAACACAAAUGAAGACAACAAAGACCUUGAAGAUGAGUAUGAGCUGCAGUGGCAAGAGGACUAUGAUGAUGAUGACGAUGAUGAUGACGACGACCUUGAUGAAGACAACUUUCUGUUUGAUGCUGAGUCAGAGAACCUCGACUGUGACUCCUACUUUGAUGAUGAAGAUGCCUAUGACUAGAAUUGGGCUGUGACCCAGCCUGCCAGCCUGGACUUCUGCCUCUACUCUGUCUUGCCCAGUUUGUAUUGGCAUCUUUCCUCAAAGACUGUGAGGAGCUCUCAGGCAGAGCAUGGAGCCAUCCCCUCUGGGGGCACCCCUUCAGUAUACAGCAGCAUUGCUCUGGACUGCUGGGCUGCGUUACUGCGGCUGCCUCUCAGGGAGACAUCUCCUUGCCUUUCUCCCUUGUCUCCAUUGCUUCCCAUAGCUAGCUGAUGGAGCUAGAAGGUCACAGUCCAGCUGCAAAGUAAGCACUUCUCACCACUGCUUACAGAACUGGCACUGUCCUUGGGCAUGUUCUCCCCAAGGACUGGGCACGAGUAAAGGUGGCACCUUCCCAUCUAGACAGUGUCUAGUGAUGUGUUUACUCUCAAGUCAAAGCCUCCCAUCUGGAGCUGGUGAGGUGCCACAGAUGGGUGUUGUUCCAGUGCAUUACUCUAGUUGACAGGGACAGCUUCUUCUGCUGUUUUUAUUGGAGUUGUCCUCUCUGCUGUGAAGCAGGAAGGGCUGCCAUGAGCAGGACUCUUUCAAAGUGCAUCACUGUCCACAGAGACACACAUCUAUGAGGUGCAUCUGUAGUUAUGCACCUGCAGAGGUUGUUCAGGUAAUCCUUUAUCUUUGAGAAGAAGAAAACCCUGAGGAGCAAGGGAUGAAAAAGCUUCUGUUUAAAAAAGAAAUAGUUCUGUUUAAGAAAACAGUUUUCUUCUA